AAAGAAAGCUAGCAAGAGGCACACUAUUAGAAAGUAAAAAAGUUUUAAAAGAUAAAAAGCAAACAGAAAAUAGAACACACAAGUAAAUAGAAAAGAAACAAGAAAAUGUGAAAAUAAAAAUCAGCUUUUUAGCAAUAAAAAAACAGCUCAGGCCAUAUGGAACAGAAAUGAAAAGGGGAAAGAAAAAGAAAAAAAGGCCACAACAAGUUCAAAUAAAGCACAGACCAACACGUACGUAAGGCCCAGAGUGAAGAAAAAGAAAGAAAAGAGCAAAGCCCAGGUAGAAACGGCAAUACAGGGGCCAGCGACUUGUGCGAGCGACUCGAACGUACAAAAGACAGAAGUUAAAGCGCGAAUCUGACGAUGGACUCGACUGAGACUUCGCUAAAACUCAGUCGACUGAGUUUUAGCGCAUCCGAAGCAAGAGAGCACCACGACCACGUACGUUCUAGUGUCCAAAAUUUUGUCCCCAAGAUCAUCAAUGGCGAAGAAGGUAGCUGGUGCUUCGCUCGGCCCCUUCCCUUUUGCGGACGUCGAAGCUGACUCAGGCUUGGUUUCCGACGUGCCGGAGCAGCUUCCAGAGGAGCACGCCGACGCCGACCUUGUGUCCGCCCUGCCCAGCGCGCCGAUGGCCAUGGGCCUGUCGAACCUCCGUCUCUACAAGGGCUUCUGGCUGCCGGAGUGGUCUGUCCCGGCGGCCGUCGCCCUACAGCGCCGCUUCGAGCCCCGCCGGGACGACGUCAUCGUGGCCAGCUUCCCCAAGAGCGGCACCACGUGGGUCAACGCCCUGACGUUCGCCACCAUGGCGCGGCGCGCCUACCCCGCCGCCGACGCCGGGCACCCGCUGCUACGCCUCAAUCCGCACCAGUGCAUCCCUUUCCUGGAGGGCCUCUUGGGCAGCCGGCGAGGGGAGGCCAAGCUCGAGGCGCUACCCUCCCCGCGCCUCAUGAACACGCACAUGCCGCUGGCCAUGAUGCCGCGAACCGCCGCGCCGCCGCCGGGCGGGGGCGGGUGCAAGGUCGUGUACGUCUGCAGGGAGCCCAAGGACAUGGUGGUCUCGCGGUGGCACUUCCACCGGCGGCUGCAUCCAGAGCUGCCGUUCGCCGACGUCUUCGAGGCCGUGUGCAGCGGCGCGGUGGCGUACGGACCGGCGUGGGACCACAUGCUUGGCUACUGGAGCGCCAGCACGGCGAGGCCGGACAGCGUCCUCUUCUUGCGGUACGAGGACCUGCUGCGGGACCCCGCCGAGCACGUCAGGGCGCUGGCGCGGUUCGUGGGGCUGCCUUUCUCCGGCGCCGAGGAGGAUGCCGGCGUCGUCGACGACAUCGUCAAGCUCUGCAGCUUCGGCCACCUCAAGAACCUGGAGGCCAACAAAACGGGCAACCUGAAUCCCAUGCUCCCGAUCCCGCGGGACGCGCUAUUCAGAAAGGGCGUGGCAGGUGACUGGGCGAACCACAUGACGCCGGAGAUGGCGCGGCGCCUGGACGAGAUCGUCGCGGACAAGCUCCAUGCCGUAGGGCUCGCCUUCCAUGAGGGACGACUCGACUGAAUGUCCAGUUCAAAAUUUUCCUGUUUGGUAAAAACAUAUGUUGAGCUCAAGUACAUGCAUAAACUUGAUGCUAGCACGGUGACAUGGCGUAUGCAUUUCAUUAAGCUACGGUAUAAGUAUAACAAUGUUUCUCUCUCAAAAAGAAAAAUGUUUCUCGAGAA
Triticum aestivum (bread wheat) is the source of this 1710-nucleotide messenger RNA. Its product is annotated as cytosolic sulfotransferase 8-like. The transcript has a single exon. Lineage: Eukaryota; Viridiplantae; Streptophyta; Magnoliopsida; Poales; Poaceae. Bases 482 to 1549 code for a protein of 355 amino acids. Gene Ontology annotation, molecular function: sulfotransferase activity. The record is from RefSeq and is a predicted model, not a curated record.